GGUGCCCGUGGUCGUUGUGAUUGACUACAAGAAUUAUCAGGUUGACAGUUUUGACAAGUGGAGAUGAUUUCAGACAACUGACAAGAUGAGUUUCAGUUCUGCAAUUCGAUUUGAAUUGGAUGCAAGGGACAAACCUCUUGUCUUUUGGCAGCUUGCAAAGGAGAAAAAGAACUCUAGAAAAUUUGAUUAUAAAAGCAGAAAUCAAAGAUUUCCACCGAGGCGAUUGCACUUUGAGGAGCACUGUGAAGAAUGUCGUUUCAAUACGUCUCACAAGCAUUCCCACAAACAUCUUCCGAGAACCAACUUUGUGAAGAAAAACAUGACAGACAUCCGAAGUAAAUACCACAGCAAUUGCAGUGACCGUAGUGAGAAACCUUUUGCAAACAAUGUGAUCAACCGUUGUACGCCUCGGCGGAGGAACACCAACUCCAUCACGUUGACGGACUUACAGCUGAACACGCUGUUGGAUGCGGUGCGGAACAUGUCUCCCAGCAGUCCGAGCACCAUCAGAUUCAAGCUGGAUGGAAAGUUGAAUAAAAUAAACGUUAACUCAAACAGUGACAAAGACUCCCAAGAAGGCGAACCAUUACUGAAUACUAAGCAGAGUCAAGCCACAGUUUCUGAGAAGACGUACGACCUUGACCCUGCUGCUAUGCGCAAAGAGAUUGUACCAGUUCUGCGCCCCCUGGAGCUGGAACGUCCUCGGGGUGUUGACCGAAGUGGGAUGUUUGAUGGAGGAAGCCUGUCUCCGAUAUUGGACGAGCUUGAGUCGUCUUCAGAUGAUAAGUGCCUUAGUAGCACAGCAGAUCAGGAUGGCAGCAAAUCCUCAGCUCCACAUCCAACAGAAUCAGUUAAGGUGGCAACAAUCCCUUCCGCAACGGUCUCCAUGUCCAACUGGAGUGACCCCUCAUUCAGCAUAGACUUACCUCCCCUUGUUCCACAACAACAUCUCACGUUGGCUGAGAAGAAGAAACCGCAGUGGGUGCGGGAGAGAGCGGAGUUUGAUUCCUGCUAUGACCCCUGGGGUCGGCGGAGUAGAAGCAAGACCAGGCAAUCCAUGAGUCGAGCUGGCAGCAUCCUAACAGAUUAUCCAGUGAUGGAGGAUGAGAAGAAGCUGCUGCAGAAGAUACAGGAUAGAUCCAAGUGGCUGGCAGAGCUGGAGAAACAACGAGAAGAACAGCGACUUCAGAGAUUUGAGCGACUGGAAGCUGACAGAAAAGCCGUUCAGAACUCUUUCAUUGACAAGUUCUCUCAGGAGCGGAAGCCUGUCCCUCUACCGUCUCAGAUCAACAUUCAGAAAGAUAGGUUGGUGUUUGGUAACCAAUAUCUGUUGUAACUACUAUGCCAGCAAGACCCCUCAACAGAAAACUUCCAAGAUGACCAGAUUCUAUGCACGAUGACUCAGUAUGGUUCCAUGCACAUGUGGUAAAGUGUGGAGCCAUCUCACAGACAGCAUCUCUCUCUGCUUGAUCACCUCUUUGAUCAUGUGGACAAAGGCAUUUGACCUUGGAUCUGAAGGUCAAUGGUUUGAAAACCAUCACAGGACUCCUGAAUGUUGAAGGUUGCUGGACACAAGGCUUCAACUCAGUCAAGACUCUACACCUUCCAAAUUAAUUCUUUAAAUGUGAUAUGUGUACUUCCAGUUUCUAAAUAUACAUUUCAAGUGGAAAUAUAAUUUGUGGAGGUUUUGUUGAUAUGAUUCUGCACUUUAUGUUUCUGUAUUAAAUAAGAAUGAGCCCAAUCCAUUGAUAUGUGAUUAACAGAUGUAUUGAUAAUAGGUUCUGAGUUGGUAUAUUGGGCUUGACAUUGUUGUCCAGUAGUUGUCAGUUAAAACAAUUGACCGACCACUUGGUUGCCAUUUUGAAGUUUCUUGGAUGUUAUUCAAUACUUUAUUUCAGACAUUUCCUUUUUGGCAUAACAAUUUGUGAAUCAGAAUUUUACCUAGACACCAGAUAUGUCACCCUCCUUGACUAUAAUUCAUGUGACGUUUCACAAACAACAACUCCUUAACAGUUUUGUGAAGUGUUGACAUGUCCCAUUAUUUUGAGAAUAAGGUGGUUGUGUUCCGAGUUUACAGGUCUUCAUCCUUUGCAUUGCUUCCAUGUAGAAUAUAGUUACGUUUCGUGGGCAUGUUGCUCAUUUUCGAUGCCAUGGUUACAUGUUAUUGACAGGCAAGGUUUGCAGGGAUACAGUAUAUCAGGGCGGACUUGAGAAUUGUGAUGCUGGAGAGUUUGGAUAGUCUGACAGGACUAUGUUCAACUGACUUUUCAGGGCUUUUACAGUUUAGGGAAAUAAUUGCAGCUGUUACCUUCGUGUUUAAUUCUGAACAUGAAUGACCUUUCCGUUUCAGGUAAAACCUUUUGAAAUACAAAUAUGACUGUGAUUAUUUAUUAAUCAUCUCAAAUCGUUUUGUGUUGGUCCCAAUGGAACUGAUUCACCUGUGUGGUACAAUGUUAUUCAGUGAUACUGUGGGUUUUUUUCAGUCAUUUGCUAGAUUGUCUGGUCCAGACUCGAUUAAGUGCAGACCACCGUCAUAUAGGUCAAAUAUUGCUUAGUGCGGUGUUAAACAACAAACAAAAUAUAUUUCCUUUUUCAUAUUGUGAAGGUUGGGGUAAAUUUUGAUUUCUAUGGGAUAUUUUUUGUUAUCAAUGUUGAUCUGUUAACCUGCUCCAGGGCUGUGCUGAUGAGGCAACCAAUAACCGGUACUUUCCUGUGUGGCCUUUCUAAAGCACCUAACGUAUAUAUCUGAAAUAUGAAAGCAUACAAGUAUUGAUUACACAAUGCCAUUUAGAAAGUGAUCAAAUGUUACAU
Molecule: messenger RNA, 2811 nt
Organism: Haliotis rubra (blacklip abalone)
Lineage: Eukaryota; Metazoa; Mollusca; Gastropoda; Lepetellida; Haliotidae
Exons: 10
Coding region: 86-1336 (416 amino acids)
Source: RefSeq, a predicted model, not a curated record